UGGCGGCAAGAGUCAUGAUCGCGUUGAACGAGCGAUUUGGGCGUUCGUAAAUCUUCAGUUUUCCGAUCAAUUUCAGACCAACCCACCGAUUCUCAGCUUCAGUUUUCCGACCAAUUCCAGAGCCAGGUUUGCUCUGCUUGCGUUGACUUUUUUUUUCUUGUUUCCUCAAUCUGUUCAAUUUCCAAUUGAAAGAGGGAUUAGGGUUUGUAUAUAUAAAAACCAAUACUUGAUUGCCAUAACUGUGUAUUCAUUCUAUUGUUUUUGAAUCUAUGGUGAAAUCGGAACUCGAGAAGAGCGGAGGAGGUGGAGGAUUACAUGUUCGCGGGACGGAGAGGGUUGUUUUCAGGCCGCCGGAGAAGAAGAAGAAAUUAGGGUUUGAUGGAGGUGUCAGGAGAUAUAAGGGUAGGUAUGAUGAUGGGGAUGGUAGUGAAAGAAGAGAUUACAGAGAUGGUGGUGGUGGUAGUAGGAGUAGGGUGAGAGGAAGAUAUGAGGAAGAUGGAUAUGGUGGAGAUUAUGGAAGAAAGAAGAGUAGAUAUGAAGGUUCGAAGAGGGGAGCUCAAUCUGUUGCUUCUGCCUGGGAUUGUAUCUCUUACUCUCCGGUUCAGAUACGGGCUUCUGGACAGUCAGUCAAGUCUUCGGGUUCGGGACGUGGUGGGAGUUCUCAUCAGCUUGAUAGUACGCUAGGAGAAAAGGGUGAUUCGGUUGAAGGGAGAUAUGAGAUUAGUGAGACCAUGCGUUUAGAGAUGGAAUAUGAUUGUGACCGUGCGUGGUAUGAUAGAGAAGAAGGUAGCACAGCGGUUGAUACCACUGAUAGUUCAUCUUUGUUUUAUGGGGAUGAUGUUUUUUGUCGAAAGAAGGAAGCGGAGUUGGCGAAGAGAUUGGUUCGGAGAGAUGGAACUAAGAUGAGCCUUGCUCAGAGCAAAAGGUUGUCUCAGCGCAGUGCGGAUAAUGCUCAGUGGGAGGAUCGUCAGCUUCUGCGAUCUGGUGCUGUUAGAGGUACUGAGGUGCAGAGUGAGAUUGAUGAUGAAGAUGAGAACAAAGUUAUGCUUCUUGUUCAUGAUACAAGGCCUCCUUUCCUAGAUGGGAGAGUUGUUUUUACCAAGCAAGCGGAGCCGGUUAUGCCAGUAAAGGAUCCCACGUCUGAUAUGGCCAUAAUUUCACGCAAAGGGUCUGCUCUAGUUAGGGAAAUCCAUCAAAAGCGAAGUUCGAAUAAAUCACGUCAACGUUUUUGGGAGCUUGCAGGUUCCAAACUUGGUGAUAUUCUUGGUGUUGAGAAAACAGCAGAGCAUAUUGAUGCAGAUACUGCUGUAGUAGGUAAAGACGGUGAAGUUGAUUUCAAAGAAGAUGCAAAGUUUGCUCAGCAUAUGAAGAAUGGGGAGGCUGUGAGUGAAUUCACAAAGUCAAAAACCAUUUCUGAACAACGCCAGUAUCUGCCUAUAUAUUCUGUGCGGGAUGAGUUACUGCAGAAAAUUCGAGAAAAUCAGGUUAUUAUAGUUGUUGGAGAAACUGGUUCUGGAAAGACAACUCAACUGACACAAUAUCUGCAUGAAGAUGGUUACACUGUGAACGGUAUAGUCGGUUGCACCCAGCCAAGGCGUGUGGCAGCCAUGAGUGUUGCUAAAAGAGUUAGUGAAGAGAUGGAGACUGAGCUUGGUGAGAAAGUUGGCUAUGCUAUUCGUUUUGAGGAUGUGACGGGGCCAAAAACUGUAAUAAAGUACAUGACCGAUGGAGUACUUAUGCGUGAAACACUUAGAGAUUCUGACCUUGACAAGUACCGCGUAGUUGUAAUGGAUGAAGCCCAUGAGAGGUCACUAUAUACAGAUGUGCUGUUUGGGAUUUUGAAAAAAGUCGUUGCCCAGCGUCGUGAUUUUAAGCUCAUUGUGACAUCUGCUACUCUUAAUGCUCAGAAAUUUGCAGAUUUCUUUGGAGGUGCACCUAUUUUUCCCAUUCCUGGAAGAACAUUUCCUGUACAUAAGAAGUACUUGGAUACCCCAUGUGAAGAUUAUGUUGAAGCUGCAGUGACACAGGCCAUGAAAAUUCACAUUACCAGCCCUCCAGGUGAUAUCCUCAUCUUCAUGACCGGCCAAGAAGAGAUUGAAGCAGCCUGUUACUCUCUUGCAGAGCGAAUGGAACAACUUAUCUCCUCCUCAAAGAAAGAGAUGUCAAAACUCUUGAUACUCCCUAUGUAUUCACAGCUGCCAGCUGACUUGCAAGCAAAGAUAUUCCAAAGGUCUAAAGAUGGGACUCGUAAAUGCAUUAUAGCAACAAAUAUUGCUGAGACAUCUUUGACCGUAGAUGGUAUAUUUUAUGUCAUUGACACUGGCUAUGGUAAAAUGAAAGUAUACAACCCUAGGAUGGGUAUGGAUGCUCUUCAAGUAUUUCCUAGUAGUCGUGCUGCUGCUGACCAACGUGCUGGGCGUGCUGGUAGAACUGGGCCUGGAACAUGUUAUCGGUUGUACACAGAGAGUGCCUACCUAAAUGAAAUGCUGGCCAGUCCUGUACCAGAGAUCCAGAGGACGAACCUUGGCUACGUGGUCUUGUUGCUCAAGUCUCUGAAAGUUGAUAACUUGCUUGAUUUUGAUUUCAUGGACCCACCUCCCCAGGAAAAUAUUCUCAAUUCUAUGUACCAGCUGUGGGUCUUGGGUGCUCUCGACAAUGUGGGAGGUUUGACUGCCUUAGGCUGGAAAAUGGUAGAGUUCCCAUUGGACCCUCCACUUGCGAAGAUGUUGUUGAUGGGUGAAGAGUUAGGAUGCGUAGAUGAAAUUUUGACAAUUGUAUCCAUGCUUUCAGUGCCAUCAGUAUUCUUUAGGCCCAAAGAUAGGGCAGAGGAGAGUGAUGCUGCUCGGGAAAAAUUUUCAGUCCCAGAGUCCGAUCACCUGACAUUCUAUAAUGUUUAUCAACAGUGGAAACAACAUCAGUAUCGGGGGGACUGGUGCAGUGACCAUUUUUUGCAUGUUAAGGGGUUACAAAAGGCUAGAGAGGUUAGGUCCCAGCUGCUAGAGAUUCUGAAGACAUUGAAAAUUCCACUGACAUCUUGUUGGCCUGAUACUGACGUUGUGAGAAAAGCUAUUUGCUCUGCAUACUUUCAAAAUGCUGCAAAGUUUAAGGGUGUGGGGGAGUAUGUUAAUUGCCGGACUGGGAUGCCAUGCCAUUUACACCCGAGCAGUGCUCUUUAUGGUAUGGGCUGCACCCCUGAGUAUGUGGUUUAUCAUGAACAGAUUCUGACAACAAAGGAGUACAUGCAGUGUGUAACAGCAGUGGAGCCGCAGUGGUUGGCUGAUUGGGGACCCAUGUUCUUUUCUGUAAAGGAGUCGGAUACAUCAGUGUUGCAGAAUAAGAAGAGACAGCAGGAAGAAAAAACAGCUAUGGAGGAGGAAAUGGAGAAACUGAGAAAGGCUCAAGCACGGGCAGAGGCAGAAAGCAAGCAGAGGGAGAGGGAAAAGAGGUCUAAACAGCAGCAGCAGCAGCAGCAAGUCUCAUUGGCGGGUUUGCACCAGGGCUCUUCUGCAUAUCUGAGGCCCAAGAAACUCGGCUUGUAAAUGUACUUUUUAGUUAUUGGAUCCUGAUUCCUAAAAGCACAAGUUGUAAAUAGUUGGGAAAAAGAAAAUUUCUUUAUUUGCCAUUGAAAUCUUCCUUUGCCUGUUCUGUUUGUGGAAAUAACAGAUUGCACCCUGCAAAAUGGGUGAAUAAGCAAAUACUAGUUUUGUGUGUGUAA
Rosa rugosa (rugosa rose) is the source of this 3715-nucleotide messenger RNA. RefSeq names its product pre-mRNA-splicing factor ATP-dependent RNA helicase DEAH7-like. The record is from RefSeq and is a predicted model, not a curated record. Gene Ontology annotation, molecular function: RNA binding; ATP binding. The coding region runs from base 270 to 3539 and encodes 1089 amino acids. Gene Ontology annotation, biological process: mRNA splicing, via spliceosome. Lineage: Eukaryota; Viridiplantae; Streptophyta; Magnoliopsida; Rosales; Rosaceae. Gene Ontology annotation, cellular component: intracellular anatomical structure; spliceosomal complex. The transcript has a single exon.